Camelina sativa (false flax) is the source of this 1024-nucleotide messenger RNA. Its product is annotated as putative thiol methyltransferase 2. Gene Ontology annotation, molecular function: S-adenosylmethionine-dependent methyltransferase activity. The record is from RefSeq and is a predicted model, not a curated record. Lineage: Eukaryota; Viridiplantae; Streptophyta; Magnoliopsida; Brassicales; Brassicaceae.
GAAGGAUGAUUUGGUAUUAAAUAAGUCGCAUGUUACAGAAUUAAAAAAACCUUAAUCAUCCUUUUGUCUUAAAGAGUGGGAGUCUAGAAGGAUGAUUUAGUAUUAAAUAAGUCGCAUGUUACAGAAUUAAAAAAACCUUAAUCAUCCUUUCGUCUUAAAGAGUGGGAGUCGUUGCGGAAUCGUUUUGGGUUCGUUGAUUCCGAUGGAAAAAGCCGCUGGUAAAGCUAUGGCAGUCCAAGGGUCCUUUGAAAUAUUCCAACGGCUUAUGAGCGAGGAUUCUUCUGGUGGGUGGGAGAAGAGUUGGGAAGCAGGAGCGACUCCAUGGGACUUGGGGAAACCAACUCCGGUUAUUGCGAAUCUCGUCCAGACUGGUUCAUUGCCUAAUGGCAGAGCUCUAGUUCCUGGUUGUGGAACCGGUUAUGAUGUUGUGGCAAUGGCCUCCCCUGAUCGUUAUGUUGUUGGACUGGAUAUAUCUAAAACUGCGGUUGAGCGAUCAUUAAAGAUGUUCUCCUCACUGCCUAAUGCGAAAUACUUCUCCUUCUUGAGUGAAGACUUCUUCACUUGGGAGCCAGCUGAAAAAUUCGAUCUCAUUUUCGAUUAUACCUUCUUUUGUGCCUUUGAACCUGGCAUGAGACCUCUAUGGGCACAGAGAAUGGAGAAACUUCUGAAACCUGGUGGAGAGCUUAUAACAUUGAUGUUUCCUAUCGAUGAAUGUCCUGGAGGUCCUCCUUACAGUGUAUCUGUGUCUGAAUACGAGAAGGUUCUAAUUCCGUUGGGGUUUGAGGCAGUCUCCAUUGUGGAUAACGAACUUGCUAUAAGACCACGCAAGGGAAUGGAGAAGCUUGGAAGAUGGAAGAAAUCUUCCACAUUUCACUCAACUUUGUAAAUUGUGAUCAUUACAGAAGCCCAUAUGCUUUUUUUUCUUUCACUGCAAAUAAUAUUUGUAAACACAAUGUGUGUAAUAUUCAACAGUUCCCUUUUAAAUCUUCUUUUAAUCAAUCAAAGGCGACAUUUGAUGGCUUUA